AGUCCAGGACGCAGAGCCGACGGAAGCGGCGGCGGCAGCAGCAGCAGCUCCCAGUACCUCAGAAGCCAUAGAGACACCGCCAAGGCAGGAGCUGGAACAGUAGCAGCGGCGGCGGCGGCGGCGCCGAGGUUGCCUCAGCAUGUCCACCAGCCCUCCGCACCAGCGGCCCCCGGUGCUCGCGGCCAGCCGACAGCAGCAGCCAGAGCCCCGGCUGCUGAGUGGCCCGGGGCUUUAAUGCCCCCCUUGGCUCCCCCUCGCCACCGCCGCCUUCUCCGGGAAGGGGAACAAGAAUGAACUAAACCGGCUGCCGGAGCGCUCCUUCGAUGGAAGACUGAGGUUGACAUUGAUUUGUCCAAGGCUGUAGAGUGAGUCAGUGGCAAAAAUAUGUUCCAAACCCUGCUUUCUAUCACUGGACCACCGUGCCUUUCCAAUAUUCUGUAUUCAUAAAAUUACUUUGAAGAACCUUAUCUCUUCAGGUUUGAUUUUCCUUCAUCAGGUAUUUAAGAUACAGAGGAACUGGCGCAGACACUGCCAUGAAACCUAACUUGAAGCAAUGGAAACAACUAAUGCUAUUUGGAAUAUUUGCGUGGGGCCUGCUAUUCCUGGUGAUUUUUAUCUACUUCACAGACAGCAACACAGCUGAAGCAGUUCCGAGUUCCUUCUCUUACAUUGAGACCAAGAGGCUUCUGCCCAUUCAAGGCAAGCAAAGAGUUAUUAUGGGAGCAAUACAUGACCCGUCUUUCUCUGAACCAAUUGAUGGAAACGAAGUGCUUCUUCACAAAGAUAUCUUGGAUUCGUUUAAAUCAGGGAAUGGAAACAUUAAAAAGUGGACAGACUUAGAAGAUGGCUUUGAAAGCGAAGAAGAAUUUUUCCCUUCCCAGUUAAAAAGGAAAUCAAAAAGUGCUUUCUAUCAGAGGGAUGGUGAUUAUUUAUUUGCUGCUGGUCAGCCUCGGUCACAGAGUCAUGUUCAGCGAAUAGUGAAAUUAAUCUCUGCAGAGGGGGAGGAUCAGAGGGGGAACUCUUUGCAGAAUAACUGGCUCCCUCGAAAGAAGAUGAAGAGAAGGCACACAAGACGCAGGAGAAGCCAGCUGUUUGAAGAGUCUGAUGAGUGGGAUGGAAUAUAUUCCACAAUGUCCAAAUCUUUCCUGUAUAAGCUUUGGAAAGGGAACGUCUCUUCCAAGAUGUUGAAUCCUCGCCUGCAGAAAGCAAUGAAAGAUUACCUGAAUACCAAUAAGCAUGGGGUGCGGUUCAAAGGGAAGCGAAACUCCAAGUUGACCUCUGAACAGCUCUUCUGUGAGCUCAAGGCAAGAGUGAACAUCAGGACCAUAGAUGGCAAAGAAGCCCCUUUUUCUGUGCUUGGCUGGGAAAAACACGUCCCCCAGAUAUCACUGAGUAAAUUGUAUCCACAUGGGUUUGGAACCUGUGCUGUCGUUAUGUCUGCUGGUGCCAUACUGAACUCCUCCCUAGGCAAUGAAAUAGAUUCCCAUGAUGCAGUUCUCCGAUUUAAUUCUGCUCCUACACGAGGCUAUGAAAAAGAUGUUGGAAAUAAAACCACUAUGCGUAUCAUUAAUUCUCAGAUACUUACUAAUCCUAACCAUCACUUCAUUGAGAACUCCUUAUAUAAAGAUGUUAUCUUAAUAGCUUGGGAUCCUGCUCCCUAUUCUGCUAAUCUGAAUGUGUGGUAUAAGAAGCCAGACUACAAUUUGUUUACUCCCUACGUUCAGCACCGCAGGAAGAAUCCAAACCAGCCAUUUUACAUUCUCCAUCCCAAGUUUAUAUGGCAGCUCUGGGACAUUAUUCAGGAGAACACCAAGGAGAAGAUUCAACCCAACCCUCCUUCUUCAGGUUUUAUUGGAAUCCUCAUCAUGAUGUCAAUGUGCAGUGAAGUGCACGUAUACGAAUACAUUCCUUCAGUCCGACAAACUGACCUUUGCCACUACCAUGAACUGUACUAUGAUGCAGCUUGUACCUUGGGGGCCUACCAUCCACUGCUCUAUGAGAAACUGUUGGUACAGAGGAUGAACAAAGGAUUACAGGAUGAUUUGUACCGGAAAGGAAAAGUGAUUUUGCCAGGGUUCAGGUCAGUGAAAUGCCCUGGACAAAAUCGAUUCCCCUACACUUAAGAGGGAACCUUUCUGAAACAAUGUGCAAUAAGGUGCUACUGUCGUACUAUAAACAACAAAAAAUACUUGAAAAAAAAUGGAUCCUAGACCAACCUAGUCUUGCGUCUAUAAACUGUAAUUAGGUAGCAGGCAUGGGGAGGAGUUUUUGCUUCUGAGGCCUGAGUAUUUAUUAUUGCUUUGCGGAUAGAGGGGUUUUUGUUUUCUUAAGGCUUAGCUUUUGAAAGACAAACAGCCGUGAAAGCAAACUAACCGUGAGUAUUGUAUGUGGGGCCUAUCAGAGAAUGGCAGACAUUUAUGUCACUUGUGCCAGAUUGCAGUUCUUUAGAAAAGCUAUUUUAGUAGCCAAGUCUAACCUACUGAAAUAGUUCAUGUAACAAGAAAGAAAGAGACUAAGAAA
Messenger RNA from Heteronotia binoei (common prickly gecko), 2520 nucleotides. It is a transcript of the gene ST6GAL2, whose product is annotated as ST6 beta-galactoside alpha-2,6-sialyltransferase 2. The record is from RefSeq and is a predicted model, not a curated record. Gene Ontology annotation, molecular function: sialyltransferase activity. The transcript is spliced from 7 exons. Lineage: Eukaryota; Metazoa; Chordata; Lepidosauria; Squamata; Gekkonidae. The coding region runs from base 534 to 2123 and encodes 529 amino acids.